AUGGAUACAUGCGACACGGCUCAAAGCGGCUCCACCAGCGGUUCCCCCGUCAACUGCUCCUGGUUCUGGACUGCCCUAACCCGAUUGAGGAAGGCAACCUACACCUACACAUCUAUGCAUCCACUCGUUAACAUUGUGGUUAUCUUAUAUGUUUUUCUCGGUGGAUUGAUAUUAUGCAAUACCCUCCUUUAUGGCACUAUUGGCAGCACCAUACCUUCAGGUGGGUUAGAUUUGGAUUUUGCAGGACUAUUGAAAAAGGAAGGGAAAAGUGAUCAAGCAGUUCAGCGGAUCAUGAUGCAUGUCAAACGAGCUAUGACUAAACAGCCAAUAAAGCACACACCCUACUUAGAUGUCGGUCUUCUUAAUAACCGACCCCUCAGUGAACAUGAAAUACAAUGUUUGUUUUAUGCUUUGACACCCGCAGGAGCGACUAAACCAUAUAAUAUAAACAAUGUUACUUAUUUACAAUUAAAUGCUCAAACUAUAAAUCUAUUUGUCGAAUACCAAUCCCAAAAUAAUGAGACGAUAGAUGCAAGACCUUUUCCUAUUCAUACCAUGACAUCGUAUCCCACAGUUAACUUUUGUAAUAAUUUAUGGAAAUCUAUGACGCCUGGUUUUUAUGUACAUUUAGAUUUUGACAUGUAUGAGGAUUUUAAGCCUUUAAUUCUUAAAGCAUCUCAAAAAAUACUACCAUCGGUUUGUGUUUCUCCUGUAACUGGUUCUAAGAUAGAUUAUAUCCUUGGGUCAGUCCGAGGAUGUCCACGCAUACUGUAUAUAAUGGCGUCUAACCCUUUCCCAGCACUAGACAACGUGGUUUGGAUGUGUGGGGAACAUCUUCAUACUUAUAUACCCCCUUAUUGGCAAGGAGUUUGUGCCCCAUAUUGGUCAGAUAAAACUAUAAAUUUUGAUAACAAUGUCCAUGGUACUGAAGAUUCAUAUGUAAUUGCAUGGCCCUCGCAAAUAGACACAGAUGCAAACCCAUCAUCAACGAUUGAAGACAAUAAUCAGGAUCUUAAAUAUAAGGAAUUAGCACUGAAUCUGGAUAAUAAAAAGCUUUUUGAAUCGAAUUUAUGGUACCAAUCACUUAAGAAGCGGGUUAGAACUUUCACAAGAAAUUCUUGUUAUGCUUGUUCACUGCUCCCUGUAUCUACUCAAGAUCUUUUCGCACUGGUAGCCAAAUCACUCACGGGUCCCAAAGGACUUCCUUCGUGGUGUACCAUGGCAUAUCAAUAUGUCAUACAAAUGCAUCCCAAAACCAGAACACAUGACAUUAACUCUUCCAAGUUUCGACCUGUUAUCAGACCUACUAAAAUGCAUUUAGGUAAGACAACGCAUUCAGUGCAGAAAAUCAAGAACUUUCUUAACAAGGUCGUAAAAUAUGUUAUAUACUCCAAUAUUUCUAUUAGUCAAGAAAAUGGAAACGAUAUUUUCCAUGUACAUGCAACAUCAUUUAACGUACCUGAAAAUCAUCCAUCCUUGCUUAUGUGUUCUGGGUUUUACAAUAAAUAUCUUUUGAACAUAACCUCGGACUUGUCUAUUACCCCUCAUCAAUCAUCCAUAGCGGUAGAUCCAUCCGACAUCUUUGAUGUUUGUCUAGAGGGUCAAUCCCUCACUGAUGGUGGGCAGAAUAUGGGUUUUCUAAAGGUUAACCAGUGCCGUUUUAUUGUUAAUUCACAUACUGAUUACGCCCAAUUAUCUCUGAUGGGCACUCCAUAUACAUAUGGCUUUUAUUGGUGUUGUGGUAACAAUGUUUGGAGUAGUCUCCCUCCCCGUUUCAGGGGUAGGUGUGGUCUAUGCAUGUUACAUGACGUAACCUACAUUGUGGAGCCCGUUGAAUACGCACCACAACACUUCAACUCCACAAGAUCUAGGAGAGAGUUGUCUGAAGUUACUGGUUAUAUCCAUUUGAAGAACUCGAACCCCACUGACUUGGCCACACGUUAUUAUGCAUUGCGUGAUGAUUUUCAGAUAUAUACACAUUCACAAUUGGUUUUUAGUACCUUAUUUUGGAACACGGAAUUGCAAUAUACGAAUCAUUAUCUUAUCGCGCUUACUAGGCAUGACUUGGCAUUAAUGGCAAAUGCCACAUUGCAGGGUUUUAAUUCCAUAUAUGCUGAGUUAGACUUGAUCCGCCGUUUUACCUCGGAUAAUCGCGUUGCUUUAGAUGCAUUGACGGCAUCUCAAGGGGGUGUGUGUGCCAUUGUAGGAGAAGGCUGUUGUACGUACUUACCAUCUGAUUCUGAAGGAAUGGGCAAUUUGACGAUAGCCAUUAAGAAUCUGGAAGACAUCUAUAUGGGAAUUGUCACUGCCAAUAAAGAUGCACGCUUCACAGGGGGGUCUACUGGACUUAAGGCUUGGGAUCAUAUCUCAGCCCUAUUUGGAGGUAGCUCCUUCUAUGCCUGGGUUAUGGGCCUUGCAGGUCCAGUUAUGGUCAUUAUUUUGAUUGUGGCUGUUGUGAUGUGCUGUUGUUUUCCCAUUUUCCGUGCACUAAUCAUGAAAUCUGUUUCUUCUAUGGUCAGUACGUCUUUCGUGCAGACUACACUCCUGAUGGAGAAGGAUUGUAUCCCUUCCCCCUCCGUACAGGGACCUUGGCUCUCCUCCUCUUCGUCAUCUGAGUCAUCUGAAGAAUUCAGGGAUGGGGAGGCCUGA
Xyrichtys novacula (pearly razorfish) is the source of this 2649-nucleotide messenger RNA. Lineage: Eukaryota; Metazoa; Chordata; Actinopteri; Labriformes; Labridae. The record is from the annotation of a GenBank genome assembly.